Molecule: messenger RNA, 898 nt
Organism: Linum trigynum
Lineage: Eukaryota; Viridiplantae; Streptophyta; Magnoliopsida; Malpighiales; Linaceae
Source: the annotation of a GenBank genome assembly
CCGACCCGCCACAUCACUAAAACCCAUCAUAUCAUCUGAAACAACCCAACCCUCUAAGGUUUGACCUUUAAACUGACCAACCCACUCAAAUAAGUCGGUGCCCAACAAAUGAUAGUAUCUUUAAGCUCUAAACUCCAUUAAUGACCUUAACUUCCUUUCACACUUUACCUCUUCUAGAAACAAAAAAUGGUCCCAUAGAGAUUCCUUUUCGCUCACACCACCACCACCAAAUCUCCAUUUCCACCCGAAUCCAAGCUCCGCCGGAGAAAUGCCCCUCUCGUUUCUCCUCCACUCCUCCUCUUCUCGCUGCUAGUAGGUGGUGGUGCCGCCUCUAAUUCCUCCACCGGCAGUUCCCUAUCCGACUGGAGUGUCACUCGAGCGAUGUACUACCUCGCAUCCGACCCGCGGUACACCAUCGGCGGGGCUUGCGGCUACAGCGACUUGGUCUGGGCCGGGUACGGGAUGGCGACGGUCGGGCUGGGCGAGUCCCUGUUCGAGCGCGGCCAGAUUUCCGGUGCGUGCUUCGAGCGCAGCAACGACCUCCGGUGGUGCAUGCUGGGGACUUUGAUUAUCGUUGCGGUGACAAAAUUUUGUCUUUAUAAUUUCGAAUAGAGGGGAAGAGGAAGAGGAAGAAAGUCGGGAGGAAGGAAGGAGGUGCAAGAUCAAAGAAGGGGAUAAAUGGAGAUCUCUUUUAGAUUUUAGGGAUUUAAUUUGUUUGGAUCGGUCAGUUCAAAGAUCAGGUUUGGUUUGGUUAGAGGGUUGGGUUGUUCCAGAUGACAUGGCAGGUUAUAGUGACGUGGCGGGUCGCGUCUCACUAUUUUGUGUUAAAUAGGGUUGAUUAGACUAUUUCGUCCACCACAUCAUCACUUAACGGACUUAAUUAACAGAGAUGGACGAC